AUGGCAUAUACACAUUAUAUGUAUAGCUCGCUAUAACUACCUCGGAGGUGCAGGACUGACAACAGUAAAGAUGUCGAUACCGCAGAAGCGAGCUCACGCGGAGUUCGAAUCCAAUGCUGUCAAGUCCAACAUCAAGGAACAGCGCCGCCUUGAGAAGAACAUCACCGUCCUAAACGUUGAGGAAGCAUAUGCCAUGCGUAUCCUCAAUCUUGAUAGCCGAGAUAUUAACACUUACCGUAAUAAAAUGAACGAACGCACGGCCAAAAUAAAAUCUCACCUGACAACUGGUGACAUUAUCCAGAUGAAGGAACUAGAAGCAGCAGGGAAAAUGAAGGGUGUUAACAAAUCUCCAUCACCUUCAUCAGCCAUCAUUGCAGCAGCUGAAAAACGACUUAAUAUAAAACCCCGCCCAAAAACAUCUUUACCAGUUCGCCAAUAUAACAACAGCCGUAGAUAUUCUCCGAAUAUCGAGGAUAACAAAGGUGAUGACACGAACACACCCAGUCAGGAGGAAAUGCUGGUACGAGAAUAUCAGUCGCGGUCGCUAGUGAAACAGCCAUCUUUGUCGAAUCUUCAUCAAAUGUCCACUAACGAUUCUGCAGAUCAAGACAUUAAUGCUACUUGGGCUCGACCAUCUCCUAAGCCUCGCAAACGUCCGACCACUUCUUUUGUUUCCUCUAACCGAUACGGCAGUGAUGGUUCAGUCGAAAAGAGAUCAUCUAUUCCAUCACCUGUGGUCAGGAUUCCAACAGCAGAAAAUGCUGAUGACACUGUAAGUGACAUAGAGGAACUACCAAACGACAACACGUUUAUUCCUUACGAAGAAGAUAAAGACGCUACUGAUCAGGAAGCUCUAAUUGAAAAACCAGCACCAAGUCAGAAAUAUCGCAGGCUGCCAGUCACACCAAAAAGGCAAGAAGUGCGAGACAGUAAAAAUGAGGUACCAACAAGGCCUGAAAAGACCCAUAAACAAACACGUUGCCCAUACAAAGGUACGCCAAUGAGAGUGGUGCCCUCUGCAACCCAGAUCUCAAUGGUAUGUAAUGAUGGUACUCAGUCGACCGCAGCAGGCGAAAAGCCUAGUAUAUCCCGACCAGGAAGUGGAAUUCCUGUGAAGACUGGCGACAUCAAACAUGACAAGAGGAGGCCAAAAACUGCACAACAUGUAUCAACUGAAGACAGGGCAAUGGAACUUUUUCCUCCAUCAUACGACAGGAAUGAAGCGAGUAAAGAUACAUACCGACCGAAAACUAAGAAAGAGCAUCCGCCGCUUGGUUAUGCUGAAAUACAUCGUAAUCGUCGUGUACGAUCACCGGAUCAUGGCUUGAGCGCGCGGCACUCAAGUAUUCGUCAAAGUAAACCAGAUAACACGGAUUCCUUACGACCUGCGUCUAGGAAGCUGCCUGCUCGGCCAGACCGUUCACCUAGUACCAGGAUAUCUAUACGUCCUGUCACAGCCCAUUCCCGUUCAACAGAAAUAGAGUCAGAAGAACCUAGGCCUGUCCCCGCAAGACGGCUAUCUCGUCCACGAACGGCAAAGGCAAACGUCAACCCCGUAUACACUGAGGCUGUGAGUCAGAAUGUACUUGAAUAUUCUACAUCUGACAAUACGUCAACUCUUCCACCGGCUAUUAGUCCAAGAGAAAAUUUAACUUCCCGGGUUGAUUCAAAACCGAUCACUAGUGCCUUAUCACCUCGACAAUCACAGGACCCUUCCUCACAAUCCAUGACAAGUAUCCCUCGAUAUGUGCCAAUGGCUCCCAAGCAGAGGGCAUGCAUCGUUCCACGAUCACCACGAGUUGUAACUGUUACGUCUUCAUCUAAAAAAUUAAAUGCGUCUGUCGUAGACAGACUGAACGAUUUCUCCAGUGUGUUACCAUAUACUUCAGCUGGAAAUAGUGUAAACAAACAAACUAAUGAGAUUCCCAUGGUAUUACAAAGUCAACAAACGCCUGACCAUGUACGGGAAACUUCUACUCACCCAACACAUUGUCCUUCAGGCCAGAGAGCACACGCGUCUAAUGGUGACUAUGAUACUCCACCUGGUAAUCAGUACAAUAAUACAUACAUGAGCCAAAAUCAUGACCCAGUUGUGGACGAUCAUCCUAAACCGGACUCUCAUACAACUUCUUACCAACAACAAAUCCAACAAACAUCCAUACCACGACCAGGCAGUGCCAGACCUCGUGCUCCCGCUCAGGCAAGCAACCGUUCGUCUCCUCAAAAUGACAAUGUGAGUUCUGCCACAGAUUUUCGUAAUACUUUAAGCAGGUCAUAUGACACACAGGAACAUGUCAUCAGCGCCAAACCGCCACGACCGAUGCAGAGGCCAACAACGGCACGGACGCAUGUCUCUGUUGGAGAUCCGCCUGCCACAAAACGUAACAUUCCACGACCUCGGACGGCCAGGAUGCUGCCUUCAACACCACAACACAGGCCACAGCUGGAGAAAUAUCCCACCAAUACAGGACAAGACCAUGUUGUCGCUCAGGCUAUAGUACAUUCUCCAAGGCCACCAACUGCUCCUGCAGAAAGGAGAAGGCAAGUGCCUGAUCAAACAGAGUACGUUACCCAUGAUGCCACAGUACCGGCACCAAGCAGGAUAGCUGUGCGCACAAAAAUACCAAAAAAGCCAUCACUAAAAUUCCAUUUCGAUUCUCAUAAAAUUGUGACAGAAAAUAAUGCAAAAGAACCAGACGUAACAUUACCUUCCAAAGUGUAUUCUUCAUUCGAGGAAGCAAUGACGGAAUACUUAGAGCGUGUUGCCGCAGAAAAUAUAUUUAGUAAGAACGUGCUGCACGGAUUUCGCCAAAGUCUUAUAAAACUGGAGAAAUUAAAAUUCUCAAAGAUAGAGGACAAAAUGACUCUUUUCUUAAAUAAGAUGGACGAAUAUUUAGAACGAUCGGGCAAGGUAAUACCAGAAUGGUUCAAACCGCUUCGCUUUAGGAAAACUUUUGAGGAACCCACUGUGGUAACAUUUGAUCCUGCCACGUAUUUCAAAAACAGGAGAAAGUGCAAAUAUCAACACAACAAAGCUGCGUUCGAGAGACAGGCCAAAAAAGAUCCUGACCCCAACGUGGCGUGGAACGGCAUCAAUAAGUGUCGUUACCUGCGGAUACCCAACGAAAUGAUCGAUCAUUCGGGCAUGCGCACUCUCGGAACAGAUCAAAUUCAGCUUAUGAAAACACUCAAAGGCAUCGACUAA
Molecule: messenger RNA, 3205 nt
Organism: Mizuhopecten yessoensis (Yesso scallop)
Lineage: Eukaryota; Metazoa; Mollusca; Bivalvia; Pectinida; Pectinidae
Product: proteoglycan 4-like
Exons: 2
Coding region: 71-3205 (1044 amino acids)
Source: RefSeq, a predicted model, not a curated record